Molecule: messenger RNA, 1401 nt
Organism: Ilyonectria robusta
Lineage: Eukaryota; Fungi; Ascomycota; Sordariomycetes; Hypocreales; Nectriaceae
Product: luciferin 4-monooxygenase
Exons: 2
Coding region: 1-1401 (466 amino acids)
Biological process (GO): secondary metabolic process
Molecular function (GO): CoA-ligase activity
Source: RefSeq, a predicted model, not a curated record
AUGGCAAGUCAACGAAUCUACGACUCCCCGUACCCCAAACCCGAUGUCCCAACCAACCAAAGCAUAUCGCAAUUUCUCCUCCAGAGUAACCCAGACGACGCGCACCCAGACCAAGUCAUCCUGGCCGAUUUCGACAACCCCAAGCGAGAACUCACCUACGGCGCACUCCGGCGCAAUGCCGCUCGAGACGCUGCGAUCCUGCGAGACGUCCACGGACUAAACGAGGGCGACGUGUAUCCCCGUGAUUUCGAUCGAGAAAAUGCGUUACAGAUCGAGCCUUUGGACCUCUCCCUGAGAGACAAUAGAAAGCAACCAGCAGGCAUGUGCUUCAGCUCUGGCACAUCGGGCAAACCCAAAGGCGUGGUCUUCUCUCACCAUAACCUCAUCGCCCAACUGCUUUCCCUUCGAGCAACCAACCCGUUUCUACACAACGGCCACAUGCGCGAGGUUUUCUUUCCGUCGUUCUCGCACGUGUACGGCAUUGUAUCCGCGGUGCUUCUGCCGGCGUGGGUCGGCUCGUACGUGCAGGCGAUGAAGAAGUUCAACUACUCCGGAUAUCUCGAAAGAUGCGCCGAAAUACGAGCGACUGUGCUAAGGCUUGUUCCUGCUGUGGCCGUGAGGAUGGUCAAAGAUGCAGGGGUUAAGCGGUUGGACUUUAGCUGCGUCCAGGCGGCCAUGUGCUCUGGUGCACCGUUGUCAGACGAUGUCGUCGAGCACCUGCGACGCCUACUCGCACCAAAUGCAGGAGUUCUAAAUGGCUUUGGCAUGAGCGAGUGCACUGUUACGCUGCUGAGAGAAACGCGAAGAGACAAAGGUGCCAGUGUUGGACGCCCUGCCGCCGGAGUGUCCAUCCGGGUCGUGGAUGACAACUACGAGGAUGUCCGGCCCGGGACAGACGGGGAGUGCCUGAUUAAAGGCCCGACGGUCUUUAUGGAAUACAAGGGAAACAAUUUAGAGACGCGAGAGGUGAAAAGAGAUGGAUGGCUCCGAUCUGGAGACGUUGUGCGUGUGGAUGAGGAUGGGUUCUUCUAUCUCACCGGCCGGAAGAAGGAGCUCAUCAAGUUCAAAGGGAACCAAAUCGCCCCCGCAGAACUGGAGGCAGUUUUGUUAUUACACCCACACGUCGUUGAUGCGGGCGUGUGUGGGGUGAAGGAUAAACAACUCGACACCGAGAUUGCUGUGGGCUUCGUGACACUUGCAGCGGAGGUUUCGACGGAGAAGCAUGCAGAAGUGCUGGAGGAGGUACGCGAGUUUGUAAAUAGUAGGGUUGCUCCGUAUAAGACAUUUAGGGAGAGUCUGUUCCGUAUGGAAGCGCUCCCUAAGAACGCAUCGGGGAAGUUGCUGCGGCGACACUUGGUGGCGAAGGCGACGGAGUUACGCAGCAGACGCCAGAAGCUAUAG